AAGUUGCGGUCAUUCUGCGGCAUUGUUCAUAGUGAGACAGAGUAUCACUGGGCGUGGGUUGAUUCGUGUUGCAUCGACCAGACGAACAAUGUCAAGCUCCAAACAUCACUUGACUCCAUGUUUGCCUGGUAUCACCAUUCAGCACUCACGGCCGUCUACCUGUCCGACAUUCUGCCUUCGUCCAAGUCUGGCGCGCUGGCAAAGAGUGCUUGGAACACCCGAGGAUGGACUGUCCCGGAAUUCCUGGCUCCUAAAGUCAUUCACUUCUACCAGCAGGAUUGGUCCCCAUAUCUUGAGGACCACUCCCCCAACCACAAAGAAUCUGUUGAGAUCAUGCAUGAAUUGGAGGGCGCAACAGGCAUAGAUGCACGCACCCUCGUUGCCUUCCAACCGGGAAUGAUAGAUGCCCGAGAGAAACUCCAAUGGGCGUCUGCACGUGUUACCACUAGGCCGGAAGAUAUUGCAUACUCAUUGUUUGGCAUUUUCGACGUCCGACUUCCUAUCCAUUAUGGCGAGAAUGUGCAGAAUGCGCUCGGGCAGCUCCUGCAGAAGAUUGUGGCUCAGUCCGGUGACAUCACCGCCCUCGACUGG
Suillus paluster is the source of this 591-nucleotide messenger RNA. RefSeq lists its product as uncharacterized. The annotation marks the transcript as partial. NCBI's taxonomy places the organism in Eukaryota, Fungi, Basidiomycota, Agaricomycetes, Boletales, Suillaceae. The transcript has a single exon. The record is from RefSeq and is a predicted model, not a curated record.